Messenger RNA from Diuraphis noxia (Russian wheat aphid), 2428 nucleotides. RefSeq names its product trehalose transporter 1-like protein. The record is from RefSeq and is a predicted model, not a curated record. Gene Ontology annotation, cellular component: membrane. Gene Ontology annotation, biological process: transmembrane transport; carbohydrate transport. NCBI's taxonomy places the organism in Eukaryota, Metazoa, Arthropoda, Insecta, Hemiptera, Aphididae. Gene Ontology annotation, molecular function: sugar transmembrane transporter activity.
UCGGCGCUGCAGCAGGCGUAAGUCCUCGCCGGUCGUAAACCGUAUACUACAUUAUAAUAUUAUCAUAAAUUAUAUUUCAGACGUGCGUUUUCGAAACUGCAGAAUUCGAUUCGAAACUAAAUCAUUAUAUUAUAGUCCGUCGCCGUUUCGCCGCCGUCCGCGCCCGGGAGAUAGURUAUAUAUUGUUAUUAUAAUAUUAUAUUAUUGUUAUAAUAAUAAUAUAUAAACGCUCUCGUGGCUUGACCGAAGACCGUGGUGUGAACAAAAAAACUUAGGCGGACGGCGGCCGACCUCUUGUGCAACAUCGCUAUAGAUUACGCAGUGAYAUCCAUCCCGACUUCGUCUGCUUCCGUUUCCGAUUUAUAUCGAUUGCCGCUGUUUCGUAGUUCUCGUAUUGCCGCUGCUUCAGGAGGUGUUGACUCCGCUGGUCGUCUUCUUCGUUUUCAGGUGCCAUCGGGCCAGAUUCAGCCAAGAUGACCUCCUGGGAUUCAUAUCUAGCAGUAGCAACGUUUCUGUCAUCACCUGAAGAAUUUAUGGGAUGGUUCGUCGGAUUCGUUUCCUUAUUCAGUACAAACCUCUUAAGACCACUGAGGCUAGCGUUAACAUCAUCUAACAAAAAUGCAACCAAGAAUAGCAUGCUGUCGGUCAACGGGCCGAAGGGCACCAGACGAGAGGGCAAGAAGUUCAGACAAUACGCCGCCGCGCUGUCCACCACAAUCGGACCGUUCGCCGUGGGUACGGUGUUGGCGUGGACGUCACCGGUGCUGCCCAUGUUGCAGUCAGAGAACUCGAGGAUUCCGAUAACGGCCGACGAGGGGUCGUGGGUGGGUUCACUGAUCGCCAUCGGCGCCAUCAUCGGGUCCAUACCAGCCGGCAAGGGAGCGGACAUAUUCGGCCGGAAGCCCACCAUCGCCGCCUUGGCGGUGCCAUUCAUCAUCAGCUGGGCAAUGAUAUACUUCGCGACCAGCGUCUGGGAGCUGUACGUGGCCCGUCUGAUUGCCGGCGCCGUCAUCGGCGGAGUCACCGCCACCGUGCCAAUGUACAUCGGCGAGAUAGCCGAAAGCUCUAUCAGAGGUGAACUCGGCUCUUACAUCCAGGUGAAGGUGACGUUAGGCAUAUUAUACGUGUACGCCAUCGGACCUUUCGUGUCUUACGAAGGGUUGGCUGUCUUGUGCGGCAUCAUACCGGUGAUCAUGUUCGUCCUGGUCCUAUUGGUGGCACCAGAGACGCCCACGUACCUGUUGCGAUCCGGCAGGAGGAAGGAGGCAGAACAUUCGCUGGUMCUGUURCGCGGACAUGAGUACGACAUCGCCGGUGAGCUAGAGGAGUUGCAACAGCAGCUCGAGGAGGAGCAGAAGCGAAGCAGCAAGUUCAAGGAUCUAAUAUCGUCCAGGGCCACGGUCCGCGCUUCAAUCGCCGUCAUGGGGCUGCUUAGCUUCUUGUCAUUUUCGGGAAUCAACGUGCUCAUAUUUUACGCAGAGUCCAUAUUCAAGAGCAGCAGCAGCAGCAUUUCUCCACAAGUCAGCUCCAUCAUCAUCGGGGUCCUCCAAGUCAAGUUCACGUUCGCGUCCGCGCUGCUGGUUGACAAGGCCGGCCGUCGCGUGCUGUUGCUGAUCUCCGACUCGGUGAUGGCCGUGUGCCUGGGUUGCCUGGGCUACUUCUUCUGGCUUCAGGAGCACGCCGUCGACGUGUCCGCGUUCAGCCUGAUACCGUUGAUCAGYCUGGGCGUAUACAUCAGCACGUUCUCGCUGGGCUUCGGGCCCAUCCCGGGUGUCAUGAUGGGUGAGCUGUUCAGCCCGGACGUCAAGGGCCUAGCUUUGGGCAUCGUGUGCGUGAUCGCGUCCCUGCUCGAGUUCGUCGUCGUCAAGAUGUACCAGAACUUGUUGGACUGGUUCGACCACGGUAUCACGUUCUGGAUAUUCGCCGGGUUCUGCGUGCUGGGAACCGUGUUCGUGUGGUUCCUGGUGCCGGAGACCAAGAACAAGACGCUGCAGGAGAUCCAGAACGAACUCAGUGGCAAGAAGAAACCGAACAACCGGAAGGACAACCCGAAGGGCAACCGGAAGCACCAGAUGAUGGACUCACUGACCGGCGACCACGCCGCGAUCGUCUGAACACAAAUCAAAAAUAUAAUGCACAACACCGUCGCGCACGCGCACACGCAUACGCGCAGUAUAAUUAAUUCAUUAUACGACAUGAGUGAUAUAAGCGAUAGCUGCCUAUAUGUAUAUAUAUAUAUACAUAUUAUAAUUUAAUGUACUAAUAAAUUGUGUAGGGUUUGUGGUUGUGUGUGUGCGUGUGCGGGUGUGCGAUCGAGUCUUAUGAAAUGGGCGGGCGGGGUUUUUGAGGAAAACUAUAUUUUUUUACAUUUUUUCGACCCCACACAUUUUUUUUUUUUUAAUCAAAAACUGUUUUAAUAUCAAAUACA